Rotaria socialis is the source of this 273-nucleotide messenger RNA. NCBI's taxonomy places the organism in Eukaryota, Metazoa, Rotifera, Eurotatoria, Philodinida, Philodinidae. The record is from the annotation of a GenBank genome assembly.
AUGGAUUUAAAUCAUUUAGCGAAUCAUUUUUUCUUUAAAAACGAUUAUACAUGUGUUCGUCAAUUGGCCAUGCACGCAUUGAAUAAUACAGAAAACGGAGCUGUGCGUGCUGAAGGUUGCUAUCAUUUAGCUCGAGCUUAUCAUGUCGAACGUGAUUAUGAAGAAGCAUUUCGAUACUAUUACCAAGCAACACAUUUAGCAGCGGAAAAUUCGUUUUACCAUUAUUCGGUCUUGGACAAAUGUAUUUACAGCGAGAAGAUACAACCAUUGUGA